Carlito syrichta (Philippine tarsier) is the source of this 150-nucleotide messenger RNA. RefSeq names its product ATP synthase subunit f, mitochondrial-like. Gene Ontology annotation, molecular function: proton-transporting ATP synthase activity, rotational mechanism. The record is from RefSeq and is a predicted model, not a curated record. Gene Ontology annotation, biological process: proton motive force-driven mitochondrial ATP synthesis. Lineage: Eukaryota; Metazoa; Chordata; Mammalia; Primates; Tarsiidae. The coding region runs from base 1 to 150 and encodes 49 amino acids. The transcript is spliced from 2 exons.
AUGGUCUUGGUUGUACCAGCGAAGGAGAAGAAACUCAUGGAUGUCAAACUAGGGGAGCUUCCAAGCUGGAUACUGAUGCAGGAUUUCACCCCUAAUAGCAUCCUUGGAGCAUUUCAAAGAGAACAUGAACAGCUACACAAGUACCACUGA